Anoplophora glabripennis (Asian longhorned beetle) is the source of this 2114-nucleotide messenger RNA. RefSeq names its product UDP-N-acetylhexosamine pyrophosphorylase. Gene Ontology annotation, biological process: UDP-N-acetylglucosamine biosynthetic process. Gene Ontology annotation, molecular function: UDP-N-acetylglucosamine diphosphorylase activity. The record is from RefSeq and is a predicted model, not a curated record. The transcript has a single exon. Bases 158 to 1633 code for a protein of 491 amino acids. NCBI's taxonomy places the organism in Eukaryota, Metazoa, Arthropoda, Insecta, Coleoptera, Cerambycidae.
UUCUCGAGAUUAGAGUGGUGCACUCAGGUGGUACCGCGAGCGUGGCAUAUACACAAGGUAACUACCGCGUAUCAUGUCAUUCGGCGCGCUUGCCACAGAACGAAUGUCUUUAAAAAGUGAAUGAGGGUGUGCAUUUCUUAGUUAGUUUCUGGACAAGAUGCCGACUUUUGCGGAAAUUAAAAAAAUCCUCUCGGACUGCCAACAAUCUCAUUUGUUAAGAUUCUGGGAUGAAUUGAACGAAAAAGAACAGUCACAAUUUUUGGAGCAACUGGGUACCAUCAAUUUCAAAGAAGCGAGUGAUAUCUUUACAAAAGCACAAAAUUCUUUAUCCGAAGAUGUCCAGAAGCUGGAUAGCCGAAUGAAACCUAUUCCUCCAGAACAAUUCGAAUCGGAAAAAAGCGUGAACGAGAAAAUCCUGGGAGAAUAUAAAAGUACUGGCUUGGAAGCUAUAGCUAAUAAUGAAGUAGCUGUUUUAUUAUUGGCUGGUGGUCAAGGUACAAGACUUGGGGUAAAUUACCCUAAAGGUAUGUUCUCAGUCGGAUUACCAUCAGGAAAACCUUUGUUCCAAAUUCAAGCUGAGCGCAUCCGAAGAGUGAUGAGUUUAGCGAAACAGCAAACUGGUAAAACUGGGAAAAUUUGCUGGUACAUCAUGACAAGUGGCCCAACAAAUUUCACUACCAAAGAUUUUUUAAGGAAAAAUGAUUACUUUGGAUUAAAUAAAGACGACGUGAAGUUGUUUCAACAAGGUCUCCUUCCCUGUUAUGAUUUUGACGGGAAGAUAUUCUUGGAUGAAAAACACAUAGUGGCGCUUGCUCCAGAUGGCAACGGAGGGAUAUAUCGUUCUUUACACCAAAAUGGUAUCUUAGAGGACAUGAAGAAAAGAGGAAUCAAGUACGUUCACGUACACAGUGUUGAUAAUAUUUUAAUAAAAGUAGCCGAUCCAGUGUUCAUAGGAUACUGCGUUAAGAAAGAGGCAGACUGUGGUGCUAAAGUUGUCAGUAAAGCUGAGCCUACUGAAGCAGUUGGAGUUGUUUGUCAAGUCGAUGGUAAGUUCCAAGUUGUGGAAUACAGUGAAAUAACCGAAGCCACGGCAAAUCUAAGAGACAGUGACGGAAAUUUACUCUUCAAUGCUGGUAACAUUUGCAACCACUUUUUCACCACAGACUUUUUAAAUAAAGUGGCUGCAAAUUUUGAACGUGAAUUGAAGCUCCAUGUCGCAAAGAAGAAAAUUCCGCACGUGAACGAAAACGGAGAGAAAAUUAAACCCAGUAGUCCUAACGGUAUAAAAGUGGAAAAGUUUGUCUUCGACGUGUUUCAAUUUGCUAAGAAAUUCGUUACUUGGGAGGUACCUCGUAAUAGUGAAUUUAGUGCUUUGAAAAAUGCAGACAGUGUUGGAAAAGAUUGUUCCCUUACUUCCCGUCGCGAUCUUUUCAAUUUACAUAAAAGUUACAUAGAAAAGGCGGGGGGUAAAGUUACAUGUGACGGAGUAGAGAUUUCUCCUUUGUUGUCGUAUGCGGGGGAGAGUCUGGAGGUCCGUGUUAAGGACAAAGUCUUUGAUACCACAACAGUGAUUCUAUCCGACGAGGAAAUUUUAAAAAAUGGAAAUGUCAUUUGUGAUGGCGACUGCCGCUGAUGUUUUAAUCUGCGAUAUUUAAAUAUUAGGUCGGUCAAAAGUAAUUAAAACGUCAUGGAUUUAAGUCACAUUUAAAACAUAUGUACAUUUAAAUAUUAUGUGAUGAAGUAAUUUGUCAUUAGCUUUUGAGUAAAUUAAUUUUUAUAUUUACGAGGUUUUGACGCUAACUUUUGACCUUCCUCGUAUACAAACAUAAUCCUAAAAGACAAUUCUUGUAGCAAAUAUAGAUCAUACUUAUCAACUCAUAAAUUGAAAAAAAAGUAAAACUUAUUUUUUGUAAAAAACAAAGCGAUAAGCAUACGAAAAAACAAAGAAUGCUAUUUAUUUUGCAAACCGCUUCUCUUGAAGUAUUUCUUAAAGUAUAAUACAAUUUCUUUUUCGAUUUCAUUAUAGGCUUAUUGGCUUCAAAAAUAUUUUUAUUCUUUACUUAGUUUUUGAAAUGCCUCAAUAUUUUGAAUAAAACAUGCAAUGUUUUCUAAAA